Messenger RNA from Cryptococcus amylolentus CBS 6039, 1290 nucleotides. RefSeq lists its product as hypothetical. Bases 1 to 1290 code for a protein of 429 amino acids. The transcript has 3 exons. Gene Ontology annotation, biological process: regulation of transcription by RNA polymerase II. Gene Ontology annotation, molecular function: transcription coactivator activity. NCBI's taxonomy places the organism in Eukaryota, Fungi, Basidiomycota, Tremellomycetes, Tremellales, Cryptococcaceae. Gene Ontology annotation, cellular component: SAGA complex. The record is from RefSeq and is a predicted model, not a curated record.
AUGGCAUCCACUCCAUCCGCCCUUCCUGGGCCGUCUAGGAUACCUCUACAACCCACGCCUGCGAAUACAUCCCAUCCCCAAGCAGGCCUGCCCACUGCCCAACAGCCGAACGGGCACCAAAAUGCACGGCCCCUCACUGGCCGGCACGACAUCCAUCAAAUCAAACAAGAACUGCAUGAUGCCCUAGGAGAAGAAGGGCUGCCGUAUUGGAAGAGCUUGAAUGCGUACUUGCUUGGGCAGCUGGGGAGGGGCGAGUUGGAGGGGAUGGUCAGGGGGUGGUUGAAAGGUGAUGGACUGCAUCUGCAUAAUAAGCUGCUAUCGUCGCUGUUGUCGAAUGCUUCCAUAUCGUUGGGCGAUUCGGGUACGGUGUCUGCUUCCCGUAAACGCAAAGGUCUUUCCGUCGACCAUGCCGACUAUGACACGGACGACACGAUAGUGGAGCCGAAAAGGAGAGUGGAAGGAUGGGUCAUGGGUCUGGGGAAGAAGGAGAGGGUGAGGGUGAAGAAGGCGUUGGCUUCUGGAGAUGCAGAGAAGGGACCGGAUGGGAAGGAUGCGUGGGAGAGCAUGGAGCAGAAGAGAUGGAGUCCAUAUUCGCAAAAUUCGUUGAUAGCCCCGCUGGCUGUUCCGAAACGCCAACUCCCCUCUUCGCAUCAACUCUCCCUCCGUCUCUCGCAAUACGCCAAAUUGCACGACGUGACCGUCCCCCCGAGUUCCACCGACGACAUCGGCGAGUUUCUCGCAGUCGGUAUGGACGCCCACAUGGCCGAUAUCCUCCACUCCACUGUCCACCUCACGGCCCGCGAUCGACCUGGAGAUACAGGUAUCCGCGUACCAAAAGGCAUCGGGUCACGAAAAGAGGGCGAGCCGCAGGACGCUGGGGAAGUACCAGCGCCAGAUCUGGAUACCUUCCGAACACUAUUCGACAUCCAUCCCCACCUCCACUCCAACCUCUCCCCAGCACUGCACCGUCUUCAGACUUCACACACCCUCGCAGAACUCGAAGGCGCCAAUCCUCUCCUCCAACCGACCACCCGCGUCCCGCAAUGGGUGCCCGUACCGAACGCUGCGCCGGUGGCCAAGCUUGUGCCUGUUGCUGAAGGGAGCAAGGCGGUGGGUCGUCCGCCGGCGAGGUCGGUGGCUGUGCAGAACGAGCUAUUGGAGAAGGGGUUGUUGAAGUUGGAUAAGGGGCGGGAAGGUGAUGGGGCGGAGGGCGGGAAGAAGGAGAAGAGGCAUACGUUGCAUUGGAGGUAUGAGGAUCCGGCGUUGAUCCUGGGGGAUAUUCUGGGAUGA